Molecule: messenger RNA, 4764 nt
Organism: Serendipita indica DSM 11827
Lineage: Eukaryota; Fungi; Basidiomycota; Agaricomycetes; Sebacinales; Serendipitaceae
Source: the annotation of a GenBank genome assembly
AUGACGUCCCUCAGAAGGGCACUUCCAGUCCUUCUAUUCACCGUUUCACAUCUCACCCGUGCCAAUGCUGCUCUACCGGUCACGGUUGGCCUGCGAACCAGCUGGCCAGCCCAUAAUCUGCUUCUAGAGAUCCUAGAGACGGCAGCGCUUGAUCAGCCGCAGAGUUUCUUCCCACUUGUGGACCUCCUAACGUCACCUGAUACGUUUCCGGAACCCUUGGGGAAGCUUUCACCAGAAGCUAUUCAUCAAGCUGCACUGGCACUUUUCCAACACCACGGAUUCUUCACACACGACACGCUGAAACAAUUCGAGCUCGCACUUUCCUUACACGUCUCCGCUCCCAAGCUCGAGGCGUUUUAUCAGUUUUACAAUGAUCGAAACUUGGAGAAUAUCCGUCUGCCGAAUGGGUAUAUCAGUGAUGGCGAUGGUUGUGGAAGUUGGAUCGAUUGGUAUGGCUCACGACUGUGCUCAAGCGAGGACUUGCAUGCGGUAUUGUCGAGAGAAGCCCUAGACGCUGCCUCGGGUCAAUCUGCCACUCCUCCAAAGAAAGCCAAGCUGCUUCCGUUUGAUCACAUCUAUCCCGACCCAGCGACUACCGUCUUCGCUCCGCCACGGACUGCGAUUCUCUAUGCAGACCUGACAUCGCCAAAUUUCCUGGACCUCCAUAAAACUCUUAUGGAGUCUGCUGCCGCUUUCCCUCCCAAAAUCCAAUAUGUCUUCCGCCACGUUCCCGCACCCAAAGUUGUCCCGCCCAAAGGGGAGAGUCCAGCACCUGUCAAGCAGCAGUAUCUUACCGGAUAUGGAGUGGGAUUAGACUUGAAGAAAAUGGAUUAUCUUGCAUUGGAUGAUAGACGGUCCCGCAAUUCCGCUAACAACGAUAUCAAGGAUGUUGCCAUUGAAGAGAAUGCGCCGCUUGUGGACAUUGUUCGCGAAAUUCUCAACAGCUUGCCUUCUUCAUCCAGCGAGCCACUGAACCUGACAGCACCACUUACCAAGGAGGAGUUUCAAUACCUUGGUGUCCAGGCAACAUCUCUCAUCCUGCAGUCGCAAAAUCCUUUGGACACAUUCAUCCAAUUGGCGGAAAAUUUCCCGCUGUACGCUACAGAACUGGCGAGAAAAGUCGACAUCAAUGGGGAGCUACAGUUUGAAAUGGCAUUCAACUCGCGACGCGUGCCCAAAGGGAUGAGCCUUCUCUGGCUCAACGGCAAGCCUAUCGAGGACAUGUCCUCCUUCAAUCCUUUCAAUGUCCUGAAUAUGCUUCGAUCUGAGCGUACAAUUAUGGAAGGUCUCACCUCAUUGGGAUUGACAUCUACUCAAGCCCUGGAAGCUCUCGCUGGCCAACCGGUUGCAGAGUCGUUUAGUCAAGGAAACUUGUUUGACGGCAUUUUCGACGCUUCUGACCGUCCAGAGGGUGGUGAUGUCAUUCUUUGGCUCAAUGACUUGCAAAAGGACGAUGCAUACAAGGCGUGGCCCAAGGGCAUUGAAAGUCUUCUGACGCCCAUCUACCCGGGUUCUUUCCACACGCUUGGAAUUAACCUAUGGAAUGUUGUUCUCGCAGUUGAUCUAUCGAACCGCGAUUCUCUUAUUUGGAUCUUCAAGCACGUGUCGAACAUUAUCAACAAGAAGUUCCCAUUCACGUGGGGAAUCGUCCCACUCGUAGAUACACCAGAAGGUGCAAAGGCCGCCAGAAUUUUCAACUACGUCCAUAAGCAUUACGGACCAAAGGAGACAAUGGACUUCAUUCGAUCACUCAUAGCAGCCCAAUCAGAGGGAGAGACCAUCGACUUUCUGAUAGCCAAUGCUUUCUUCAAUAAUCUCGGGAUAAACGUCAAACCCUUGCUCCAAAUAGAGCUCGAUGAGUCUGUAUCCCAUGACUAUGAUACAGUUCUGGCAGGGCAAGAGCCACACUCGGUCGAGCGAUUGGCCAAAGCGGAACGAUGGGCUAAACGUAUGGACGUACAGAGUCGCAAAUGGGAGCUAGGACACGUUUUUCUCAACGGAAAACACUUCCCUCUGGAUACAAACUUUUUGGUAUCCCUCCAACGAGAAGUAGGCUUACAGACUCAGUAUCUCCAAACUGAGGUCCAAGUCGGACGACUGUCGAGCAACCAACCUGUGGAUAUGUCGACGUACUUCUAUGAUCUUCCUUCGACACCUAAGCGUCGUAAUCGCUUCCUCUUCCCGGAUCCUGAAACGUCCCCUCUUCGGGUUGAACGACUGGAUACUCUAUUUAGGACGUCUGGUUUUGAAUGGCCAAAUGAGGAUCUGCUUUAUCCGGAGGGAACGGAGUCGCUGCUGGCGACGGUGUGGGUUAUUGGCGACCUUGAUGAUUCCAUCGCUAGGGGGAUGGCCACAGAAGCAAUGAAAGCAUUGGACGUCGAGAAGAACUUCCGCCUCGGAUUCAUUCAUGCGCCGAGGACAUUGCCCUUCUCCGACACGACAUCCACUCCACGGUUGUCAACUGUCCUGCAACAGCUCUCGGGUAGACUAUCGACUCUCUCUCUGCCAGCCUUUGCAGAGAAGUGGGAAAGCGAUGCUCCAAACCCAGUCAACUCUGCCGAAUACCUCAAAUACUGCAUGUCAGGUCAACUUCUGGCGCGUGACAUUGGCCUAAAGCCGGGACAAACAGGCUUACUGGUGAAUGGAAGGGUUAUUGGUCCACUCGAAGCGGGUGAUUUCGGCGCCAUCGACUUUUCUCCGAUGCUCGCGUACGAGAAGCAACGACGAGCGACGCCCAUCCUGGAAGCUCUGAAGGAGAUUGGGUUCAGCGAAGAUUCCAUGGACAGAACUACUUUCGCGGAUAUGAUUUCGACUGCCGCAUCCAUAGUGGCCUCAGUACAAAUUCCGGACCCAAGUGCCGAGGGUCUCUUCAAUAUGCCACAGCGUCCUCGUCAGCGUCAGUAUCGUCAUUUGGAUUCGAAGCAUUCGAAACUCACCAUUGGCGACGAGUCCAAGGCGUUGUUCCACUUUGCCGUACUCCUUGACCCAGUGUCGGAAACUGCACAAAAGUGGGGUGCUCUCAUCAAGUGGCUCACGACGCUCGACUCUGUAUAUCUCGAACUUUACCUUGUCACCGACCAAACUCGAGAAGAGUUACCACUCAAACGCUUCUAUCGCUCAGUAUUGCGAGAGGCGUUGGUCUUUGACGAUGUCGGAGAGGAAAUACCUGCAAUGGCUACCUUCAAGAACCUGCCGGAGGAACCUAUCUAUACUCUCUCGAUGGACGUGCCGUCUUCGUGGCUCGUCCGCCCACGGGAAUCUAUCCACGAUCUGGACAACAUUCAUCUAUCAGCACUGAGCAGCCAUGAGAAAGUUGCAGGCGUAAAAGCCCUGUUCGAUCUCGAUUUCCUCGUGAUUGAAGGACAUGCUCGGGAUACGACGUCGGGAGCACCUCCGCGCGGCCUGCAACUUCAGCUCACAAAAUACGAUUCGACACCGAUUGCCGAUACGCUAGUCAUGGAGAACUUGGGGUACUUGCAGUUCAAAGCCAAGCCUGGAGUUUUCCAACUCGAGCUCAAACGUGGGCGUGGGGAGGACAUCUUUACUAUUGAGAGCGUUGGCAAUGCCGGUUGGGAUAGUCCGCCAGUGGAGAGCGAGGCGGGAGCGGAGGUCACGCUUACGAGCUUUGAAGGCCUGACUCUUUAUCCACGUUUCCGCAGACAACAAGGUCAAGCAGAUGCAGACGUUCUCCAACCACCACGUAGAGAGGGCUUCUUCUCAUCUGCGGUACAAAAGGUGGUUCAAGCCGUCGCUGAGUGGAUUCAACCACCUCCAGAAAGUCCCGAGGCGGAUAUCAACAUCUUUACUGUCGCAUCUGGACAUCUAUACGAGCGGUUCGCAUCGAUUAUGAUUGCGAGCGUCAUGAAGAACACGAACAGCACAGUCAAGUUUUGGUUCAUCGAAAACUUUUUGUCACCUUCCUUCUUGGAGUUUAUUCCUCACUUGGCGGAGGAGUAUGACUUCCAAUACGAGCUCGUCACGUACAAGUGGCCAUCCUGGUUGCGCUCACAGAGGGAAAAGCAGCGUGUUAUCUGGGGAUACAAGAUUCUUUUCCUGGACGUCCUGUUCCCCAUGGAUCUAAAGAAGGUCAUUUUCGUCGAUGCGGAUCAAAUCGUGCGCACGGACCUUCAGGAACUCGUCGACCUUGAUCUACAGGGGGCACCAUACGGAUAUACACCUAUGGGUGACGAUAAUCCGGAUAUGGAAGGUUUCCGGUUCUGGAAGACGGGCUAUUGGAAAGACUAUCUGAGAGGCAAACCGUAUCAUAUUAGUGCUCUCUAUGUCAUCGAUCUCGUUCGCUUCAGACAGCUAGCCGCCGGUGAUCGGCUUCGUGGCCACUAUCAACAACUUUCCGCUGACCCGAACUCGCUGGCCAACUUGGAUCAAGAUCUCCCUAACAAUAUGCAGUUCGAGGUUCCAAUCUUUUCGUUGGACAAAAACUGGCUUUGGUGUGAAACCUGGUGUAGCAAGGACCGUUUGGACCAAGCGAAGACGAUUGACUUGUGUCAAAACCCGUUAACCAAGGAGCCCAAGCUCUCGCGUGCACGUCAGAUCCCCGAGUGGUCUCAGUACGACGCAGAGAUUGCAGCAUUUGCGCGUCGUUUGGUGCAUGAAGGCAAGAUUGGCGAAACUGCAUUGGGCGCAGAAGUCGAUGCACUUGCGGGCGAGAAAAAGAGUGAUGUCCCGCCGGCGUCGUCUGAGGAGUCUACGUCUGCUUCCCCAGGCGUCGCAGGACAAGAGCCGCUGGUGCACCCCGAGCUGUGA